This is a messenger RNA of Tachysurus fulvidraco (yellow catfish), 1799 nucleotides long. RefSeq names its product charged multivesicular body protein 7 (gene chmp7). NCBI's taxonomy places the organism in Eukaryota, Metazoa, Chordata, Actinopteri, Siluriformes, Bagridae. Gene Ontology annotation, biological process: late endosome to vacuole transport via multivesicular body sorting pathway; vesicle budding from membrane. Gene Ontology annotation, cellular component: cytoplasmic side of plasma membrane; ESCRT III complex; multivesicular body. Bases 169 to 1530 code for a protein of 453 amino acids. The record is from RefSeq and is a predicted model, not a curated record. The transcript is spliced from 11 exons.
CUCGUGAUAGUCAUUCAGGAUACGGCCUAUGUAGCAAAACCAAAACACCACAAUAGCAAAAGCGGAGGAGAGAUUUGUUGUUUAUUUUGCGCUAAACAAACAUGUCGGUUGUUUAUCAAAUUGUCUAAAGCUCUAGGAAGGCGUUAAUGUGGAUUAGUUUAUCUGCUAAUGCUUGUUUCAAACGUACGAUUAAGCACGAUGCCGGUUUCUAUACAGCAGAAAGACGGCACGUCAUCCUUCGAGUUUCCACCUGCCUGGGAAGAUGACAAACGGAUGGCUUUCUUGUUUUCUGCUUUCAAAGCGAACCGAGAGGUCGAUCCAAGUGACUGGGACGACAAGAUGAACUUCUGGACGCCUUUGGUGGUGCAGAGCUGCAGACAGCGUGGGCUUGUGUGUACGAGCUUGCAGGAGCUGAACGAAAUCUUUCGGCGAAAGGGGAACGCUCCUAUGGGCCUAAGCACCGUUAUACAGUGUAUGAUCAGAAGUGGCAAAGUGCAGAAAGAAUCCGACUUUGCUGCUAACGUAGAUUCCGGCUGGUUGUCGUGGGGUGUCGGGUUGUUGUUGGUCAGACCUCUGAAGUGGACGCUAUCCGCUCUACUGGGCAGUGGGCGAGUUCCGCUCGAGGAGUCGUUUGUGGUAAUCGAAUUAGUUAAAGAGAAAGCUGCAGCACUGAUGGCUGCCUAUCGGAGUUCGCCUCUCGCAGGGCGCUCUCUGCUCUUAUUUCAGGAACUGCGCUCUUUCUCCUCUCAUAUCUGUCCUGAUGAGACCACACUGUGUCUCGCGCUGCUGCAGCUCCAGAGGGAGAAACACAUCACCGUCUCGCUCCAUGAAGGGGAAAAGCUGGUGAAGUUCAGUCAGGCAGGAGAGGGCCGCGUGUCUCCGGUCAGUGAGGUAGAUCUGGGAAUCUAUCAGCUCCAGCGUAGCAAGAAGCUGCUGGAAGAAAGAGUUGAAGCCCUGGGGCAAGAAGUGGAGAAAUGUAAAGAACAGGCAAAGACUCUGCUAAAAGAGGGGAAGAAGUCACAGGCAUUAAGAUGUCUAAGGGGUAAAAAGCGUGUAGAGGGCAAAGCCGAUCGGCUGUACGUUCAGCUAGAAACAGUGAGAGGAAUCCUGGACAGGAUAGCGAGCUCACAGACCGAUCGUCUGGUGAUGCAGGCAUACCAGGCAGGUGUAGCAGCUCUGAGGAUUUCACUGAAGGGAAUAACCGUUGAGAGAGCUGAGAACCUGGUUGAUCAGAUUCAGGAGCUGUGUGACACUCAGGAUGAAGUUAACCAGACUCUGGCUGGAGGAGCUUUAGACUCAACUGAAAGAGAAUCAGAAGAGCUGGAAGAGGAACUGAAGUCGUUAUUGGAAGACAGCGCUCCAGACACAAGUCUAACGCUACCAGAGAUUCCUCAUCACCCUGUCUCUACUAAAAACACUAGCGUAUUAGAUGAUGCUUUCUUUCACUCACUGCCCUCUGUGCCUGACAAUAACAUCACAGACGAGGAACUGGAGAGAGAGCUGGGACGACUCAGCCUGAAGGCAAUGUAAAAGACGGACGGACGUUUGGAUAUACGAAGAUUCCCGACACAGCACAAUAUACACGGCUACCACAAAUAACUAGAUAGGCUGCUGCUGAAUAGAGAGAGAGAAGGCAAUCCAAUAGCCUGUGUUUCCUUUCUUUCAUUUCUUUCUUUUUGCCUUCGUUUGUUUGUAAUGGCAUGCUUGUGAUUUUUCUUUUAAAAAUACAUUUUAAAGAGUGGCCUUUGGAGUAAUAUGUAAUAGAUAUUCUAAUAAAAAUGACAAAUCACUAUGCCUAA